Molecule: messenger RNA, 681 nt
Organism: Phytomonas sp. EM1
Lineage: Eukaryota; Euglenozoa; Kinetoplastea; Trypanosomatida; Trypanosomatidae
Source: the annotation of a GenBank genome assembly
GGUACACUAGCGCAGUCUUCUCUUUUUAUUCCAUUCAGCAAGAGGUGUCUUGUAGCUAGGAUGAUUAGCAGGCUGCUUGCGCGAGGCAGUGAUCUUGGCAUCCAAGGCAAAGUGUUGCCACUUGGGAGUUUGGUUUGCCAGAGGAGGUUUUGGUCUAAGCCAAAGAAACGCCCGAAGGUCGGCCAAGGGUUCCACGAAAAGGCUCAGAAAUGGCGAGAGGAGUAUUUGCUGGACCAGCAGCGUGUUCUCGCGGAUAGUUUGCGCGGUUAUGUCGAUUUUAGCUCAUCAAAACGAUCUGAGCCAUGGGACACUCGCUUUGCUCCAUUCGACCGUGUUGAAAAGGACGGCGUGUACAUUGUGGCGAAGUAUCUUAUGGAUGAAAAGCUCCAGUUAUGCAACUACCAUCACCGGGCGGUGAAACGGCUCUUCUGCAACGUUGGUCUUAUUGGACCUCAGGUGACAACUGUGGCUCGCUGGAAGCCAUCCCGAUUCGCGACCAAUCCGGCCAACACAACGAAAGCUGAGACGACCUUCAACAAGGACAAGACCCUUUUUACCGGGUACAACCAUGAUUAGGUUUUCCGUUUUUUGGUUGUUCUUUUGAAAGCGAUGACUUCUCUUGGAAGUUGUUCGCCGUGUGAAAUGAGUACAGCUAUGAUAUUAGAAAUAGAUCGCCUUUAA